This is a messenger RNA of Lytechinus variegatus (green sea urchin), 714 nucleotides long. RefSeq names its product atrial natriuretic peptide-converting enzyme-like. Gene Ontology annotation, molecular function: protein binding. The coding region runs from base 1 to 714 and encodes 237 amino acids. NCBI's taxonomy places the organism in Eukaryota, Metazoa, Echinodermata, Echinoidea, Temnopleuroida, Toxopneustidae. The transcript has 5 exons. The record is from RefSeq and is a predicted model, not a curated record.
AUGUCUGAUAUAAACUUUGGUUCAGAUUCAGCUAUGUCCUCAGAUCCGGCUGGCACAAACAGGGUCCAUAUAGUCGUCAAUGUUCUCUCUCUUGAACGUGUAUGGGACACACUCACAUUGAUACAUAUCCCACUUGCUCUCCCACAUGAUGGUGGUAUUGAAUUUCUAUUGGUUAGUGCUAAUGUGACGUCAUUGAUUUUACCUUCUGGAUCGGUAGUGAUCGAAUUCUGUAGCGAUGACCGUGUGGAAGAUGAUGGAUUUGCGUUCGAUUUCCGACUUAUGCCAAUACGCGAUGGUAAUAACAUGUCAUGUGAAAAGAUGGCUGAGGACACGGAAUUCGCUUGCUCAUCUGGAAUGCAAUUCGUCGACAUCAUCGCAAGGUGUGAUUGGAAGGUUGACUGUCAUGAUGUUUCAGACGAAGUCGGCUGUGGAAGUUGUCCAUUGAAUGGCUACCAGUGUAAAGGGAGUGAUAUCUGUCUCCUGAUGGAGUUCCUGUGUGAUGGUUGGUCUGAUUGUCCUCUAGGAGAUGAUGAACACAAUUGUUCCCUUCAAUGUCCCACCGGAUACACGUGUGGUCACUCACCAUAUAACAUCAAGUAUGAACCGAGACACGACUGUGGACCAUCAGACUGGUUACCUUUCUGGGUUAAUGCUUCAAGUGGCUGGAGAACAGACUACGGUAACAUCACCGCUAAACUUGCAAUUAUUCUGUGA